AUGUCAUCGGCGCCCCCUAAGCAGCGCAUUCAGACCGUCCAGGAUUUUGCCAUCACGAGUCAGCUGCGGCAGGAUCAUCUGGCGGUCAAGAUCGCCCCGCUGCUGACCGAUUUCUUCCUCUCCAUCUACCGUUCAUGUCUCAACUAUGCCGAAGCCGUGAUGGCCGAAUCGGGCGACGUGGUCGACCCCAUCGAUCACUUUGCGCGCGCCGGCGCCGGAUCCGUGUCGCCGGCGCUCAUGGCGACGCUGCCGACCAAGCGCAAGAUCGUCGGCGAGCUCAUCGACGAAGCCGGGACGGUGUUCCUCAGCGAUCCCGCGCUCAUCGCCAAGCCGCGUCGCGCCAUCGAAUCGGCGGCCAUCUGGCGGGGCGGAGGCGGGACGGCCGAUGGUGCGAACCUGUUCUCACCCGCCAUGCGCAGUAACGCCAACUACAUCUUCCUCACCAAGGCGAAGUCGGGCGUGUUGCGCGAGAAGAUCUACAAGAACUGGGGCAGCUCAGUGCCCAACGCCCGCGUGUUCAACCAGAUCAUGGACGCGGCCACGCUCGACUACAGCUGCUUGGUCAUCGACAACAAGAACAACAGCUCAUCGCGCAUUAGCGACUCGUUCGCGCGUUUCAAGGCCGACUACGAUCUGGCCGAGAGCCCCUUCAAGAUGGGCGGUGCGCCCUUCUGGGCGUUCGGCGCCACGGCCGGCAUUGGAGAGGACGAGAUGGACAAUGACGAGGGUGGCAACAACGUGGGCGACGACGAGAUCGACGCCAUGGAACGCGCGCUGCGCAACAUCGGCCCCAAGACCAAGGUACGAGUGCGCCGUGUGACGAGGGACGAGGAUGAUGAAUAA
Messenger RNA from Acanthamoeba castellanii str. Neff, 843 nucleotides. RefSeq lists its product as uncharacterized. Lineage: Eukaryota; Discosea; Longamoebia; Acanthamoebidae. The coding region runs from base 1 to 843 and encodes 280 amino acids. The record is from RefSeq and is a predicted model, not a curated record. The transcript is spliced from 4 exons.